GGAACCGCCGCUGCGCAUGCCCCGUCCCGCUUGAUCCGGAAGUGGUUCUUUUGUUUCGUGACACGUCGCACCGGAGGAGGGUGAGGGGCGGCAGCCGGGGGGAGUCUCUCAGCGCUGCGAGGAGGGGUUGCCAGAUAAUUUGCAAUGUCUGGGUUUGACAACUUCAAUACAGAUUUCUACCAAACAAGUUAUAGCAUUGAUGACCAGACACAUUCCUAUGAUUACAGUGGAAGUGGAGAACCAUACAAUAAACAAUAUAGUGGCUAUGACUACUCUCAGCAAAGUGGAUUUGUCCCUCCAGAGAUGAUGCAGCAACAGCAGCCUUACACAGGGCAGAUUUACCAGCCAACACAAACAUACACUCCAACUACAGCACAGUCUUUCUAUGGAAGCAAUUUUGAGGAUGAGCCACCCUUACUAGAAGAAUUAGGGAUCAAUUUCGACCACAUCUGGCAGAAGACACUAACAGUGCUACACCCAUUAAAAGUAGCAGAUGGCAGCAUCAUGAAUGAGACUGAUUUGGCAGGACCAAUGGUCUUCUGUCUUGCCUUUGGAGCCACGUUAUUGCUGGUUGGUAAAAUUCAGUUUGGGUAUGUGUAUGGAAUUAGUGCAAUUGGAUGUUUAGGAAUGUUUUGCCUGCUGAACUUAAUGAGCAUGACGGGCGUCUCAUUUGGCUGUGUUGCUAGUGUCCUGGGAUACUGUCUUCUUCCUAUGAUCCUGCUUUCCAGUUUUGCAGUUAUAUUUUCUUUGCAGGGAAUGAUGGGAAUUAUUCUCACUGCUGGGAUUAUUGGAUGGUGCAGUUUUUCUGCUUCCAAAAUCUUCAUUUCUGCCUUAGCAAUGGAAGGACAACAACUUCUAGUAGCAUAUCCCUGUGCUUUAUUAUAUGGAGUCUUUGCUCUUAUUUCUGUGUUUUGAACUGACUAUUCUGAUUACUGGACUUCAGUGGGCCAAA
Molecule: messenger RNA, 952 nt
Organism: Emys orbicularis (European pond turtle)
Lineage: Eukaryota; Metazoa; Chordata; Testudines; Emydidae
Gene: YIPF5
Product: Yip1 domain family member 5
Exons: 6
Coding region: 145-915 (256 amino acids)
Biological process (GO): regulation of ER to Golgi vesicle-mediated transport; endoplasmic reticulum to Golgi vesicle-mediated transport; vesicle fusion with Golgi apparatus
Cellular component (GO): membrane; trans-Golgi network
Source: RefSeq, a predicted model, not a curated record